Anopheles gambiae (African malaria mosquito) is the source of this 1320-nucleotide messenger RNA. RefSeq names its product NADH-quinone oxidoreductase subunit B. The transcript has a single exon. The record is from RefSeq and is a predicted model, not a curated record. Gene Ontology annotation, molecular function: quinone binding; NADH dehydrogenase (ubiquinone) activity; 4 iron, 4 sulfur cluster binding. Bases 1 to 633 code for a protein of 210 amino acids. NCBI's taxonomy places the organism in Eukaryota, Metazoa, Arthropoda, Insecta, Diptera, Culicidae. Gene Ontology annotation, biological process: aerobic respiration; electron transport coupled proton transport; mitochondrial respiratory chain complex I assembly.
AUGCUGCCCAUCCGUGCUGCGUUCGCAAGAGCCAACGUGUUUGCGGCGCACCGUUCCCCGGCCGGUGCGGCCAUCGUUCGUCUCAAAGCAACCCUUCCGGUUGUGCACGGCGGCCAACCACCAGACCCGUUACCAUAUUCACCGUUCGGAGCGAAACAAUCGAACACCGCCGAAUGGACCGUGGCCCGUUUGGAUGAUUUGCUAAACUGGGGCCGCAAAGGAUCAAUGUGGCCGACAAUGUUCGGCCUGGCGUGCUGUGCCAUGGAGAUGAUGCAAGCGGCCGCUCCACGUUACGAUAUCGAUCGGUUUGGCGUACUGUUCCGUGCUUCCCCCCGGCAGACGGAUUUCAUCAUUGUGGCCGGCACGCUGACGAACAAGAUGGCACCGGCGCUACGCAAAAUUUACGACCAAAUGCCCGAACCAAGGUGGGUUAUUUCGAUGGGCAGUUGCGCCAACGGUGGCGGCUACUAUCACUACUCGUACUCGGUGGUGCGUGGCUGCGAUCGGAUCAUACCGGUCGAUAUCUACGUUCCAGGAUGUCCACCGACGGCCGAGGCACUAAUAUACGGAGUGCUCCAAUUGCAGAAGAAAGUUAAACGCAUGAAAACGGUACAAAUGUGGUAUCGCAAGUAGGUAUGCGAUGUUUCUCGUUAAGUAGAAGUGUUUUUUAAAUGUAAGUGUUAGAGUUAACUGAUAUUAACAUUUUGGUACUCGGGAAAGUGUGAGUUAGUAGGGAAUCGCAUAUGGAAACUAUCGCAUCAUGUUUGAAAGUUCAAAAAGAUACUCACAAACAAACACCAACCCUCCCGGACAUGAUGAGGCAAUAUUUGGGGAAGCUAAAUAUAGCAUGUUUAGAUAAACUCCAACCGUGCCGUGCACAUGCGUCCUUCUCUUUGUGUGUCAUUCGUUAAAGUUUAUUUGCACCUGAACUUCAAGGACGGUGCGCACAUUUCGAACAAAUGCAAUGGAAUUACGAUAACUGAGGUUAGUAGGUGAUAAUAGCAGAUAAAAAUUGGCAUUCCUCCUUAUGAAACUUCAAGAGUUGAAGAGUUUUAUGCAUUGAUCUUUAACCAUCGAACGACUUAAAAAAGCAUUUGUAAUCUAAAAUGUAAUUCCUUCUGACACACUUUUCUGACUAUUCCUAUUCCUUACUGUAUUCCAGCAGUUUCGAAUUCUGUGGUAACGUGUAUGAGUAUUCGCUUACAUUUAUAGUUAGUAAUAUUAUAUGUGUCGUCUAUCUUUCUAAUCACUGCAUGUGUAAGCCUUCGAACGUAUUAUUAAAAAUUCAAUAAACGGAACAUUAAUAUUACGUAUAAUAAA